Molecule: messenger RNA, 381 nt
Organism: Brugia pahangi
Lineage: Eukaryota; Metazoa; Nematoda; Chromadorea; Rhabditida; Onchocercidae
Source: the annotation of a GenBank genome assembly
AUGUAUUCUUUUUUGUUCUUUCCAGUAUUUCUUCUAGUUUUAUUGGUGACAACAUGUACUCCCACUAAUCCAUCAGUGGAAUGGAAACAAGACUGGAGCGGUGAGUUACCAAUGGGUGGAACUGGAAUGCAUAGAGGUUGGGUUGGGUUUGGCUCUGAUCAUGAUGGUGGAAAGUAUGUGGAAAAUGGAUGGCAAAAUUCAUGGCAGUCUGGAAAUAGUGGUGGGAAUUCUGCUUCAAAUAAGAAACAAACCUUAGAUGACAAAUGGGACACAGCAGACAAAGGCAAAUGGUUAUGGGGUAAUGGUGGAAGUCGUAGUUGGGGUAAAUGGGGCAUGGGUACGGGAAAACAUGAUAAAAAUGGGCAAUGUUGUUGGUAUUGA